ACGUGGACGAAGACUGGACGUGGACGUGGACCUGGACGUGGACGUGGACGUGGACGUGGACGUGGACGUGGACGUGGACGUGGACGUGGACGUGGACGUGGACGUGGACGUGGACGUGGACGUGGACGUGGACGUGGACAUGGACGUGGACAUGGACGUGGACGUGGACGUGGACAUGGACGUGGACGUGGACAUGGACGUGGACGUGGAUGUGACGUGGACGUGGACGUGGACGUGGACGUGGACGUGGACGUGGACGUGGACGUGGACGUGGACGUGGACGUGGACAUGGACGUGGACGUGGACGUGGACGUGGACAUGGACGUGGACGUGGACGUGGACGUGGACAUGGACGUGGACGUGGACGUGGACGUGGACGUGGACGUGGACGUGGACGUGGACUUGGACGUGGACGUGGACGUGGACGUGGACGUGGAUUGACGUGGACGUGGACGUGGACGUGGACGUGGACGUGGACGUGGACGUGGACUUGGACGUGGACGUGGACAUGGACGUGGACGUGGAGAUGGACGUGGACGUGGAGGUGGACAUGGACGUGGACGUGGACGUGGACGUGGACCUGGACGUGGACGUGGACGUGGACUGGACAUGGACGUGGACGUGGAUUGGACGUGGACGUGGACAUGGACGUGGACGUGGACGUGGACAUGGACUUGGACGUGGACGUGGACGUGGACGUGGACAUGGACGUGGACGUGGACGUGGACGUGGACGUGGAAAUGGACGUGGACGUGGACGUGGACAUGGACGUGGACGUGGACAUGGACGUGGACGUGGACGUGGACGUGGACGUGGACGUGGACGUGGACGUGACGUGGACGUGGACGUGGACGUGGACGUGACAUGGGGGACAUGA
Molecule: messenger RNA, 877 nt
Organism: Closterium sp. NIES-65
Lineage: Eukaryota; Viridiplantae; Streptophyta; Zygnematophyceae; Desmidiales; Closteriaceae
Source: the annotation of a GenBank genome assembly